Molecule: messenger RNA, 2155 nt
Organism: Rhizophagus irregularis DAOM 181602=DAOM 197198
Lineage: Eukaryota; Fungi; Glomeromycota; Glomeromycetes; Glomerales; Glomeraceae
Source: RefSeq, a predicted model, not a curated record
UUGUAGAUACACCAAUUUCACUAGCUCUCACUAAUAAGAAGUGGUAUGCUAUUUCGCAAGAUCCGCAGUCUCGCGCUGAUUGGCUCAUUUUUAAGUACGGUCAUGCUCAUGCACUGUUCCACGCAGUAAGACUUGGGAACAGCUUUUUAACAAGUGAAGUAUUACAUUCUUUGCUAAGUAAAAAUGCAAUAAUUUCAAGAUAUUUCAUACAGCGUCUAUUGAUGCAUUUCGGACCAUAUGAUGAAAAGUUGAUUGAACUCAAAAUUGAGCAUAAUGUAAAUCAAGUCGAUUUUGAUAGAAUUCGAGCCUUUCAAAAAAAAUUAAGUUCUCCAUGGGCAUCCAAUUUGCCCUUACCAAUUUUUACAAAAUUGAUUACUGCGGGUUAUAAUAUUUUAAACGAUGAAAAUCUCGUGAUCAAAGGAAAUGAUAUGGAAUUAUUUCAUUUCUUAUCAGCUGGCCCUUUAGUAAUUAAUCAAGCACCUCAAAAAUUAUUUCAAAAUCUUGCUGAUAUUAAAGAUUUAAUAAUAAAUAAAAAAUUCGUACCAUUUCCACCGCGACCAAAACCGGCUCAUGAAGAUACGGUGGAAUAUAUUCAAUUAAUGCAAUCGAGGGCUCAUGAAGAAUAUCCUCCAAAAGAUGGUUACGAAAAUAGUCGUCAACUCAAUGUUAUAGCUCGGGCGAUCUUGAUAUAUCCCGAUUUAGUAACUUUAUGGAAAGAAAUUGGAUAUUAUGAAAUUUGUAGUGAUGUUAACGACCUCGUGAUGCAAGGGGCACUAUUAAUUUUAUUCCCACCGACCCCUCCUGCUGAUUGGGAACGUCCUGAUACAAAGAUUGUUGUGAAACGCUUAAAACAACUCAUUAAUCUUGGAUUUAAGUUAACUGCUUCUGUCAUGGAAGAAGCACUUCAUUUAUUUGAACAUAAAUUAAAUGAAAUUGGAGAUGUUUUGCUUGAAUCGUUUCAGAUUAUUCAUAAGAAAAAAUCAAAAUCUGCUAUUGCUAGUUUAUGUCUCAUUCAAGCUAUUAAGCCGGAGAGAAGUCAUAGAAAAACUGAUUUAUUAGAAUUUUUGAAUGAUAGAAUUGAUCAACCUGAACAAGCUAUGAAAAAUGCUUUGGAAUGUUACAAAGUUGGAUUUAGAUAUAAUACUUUUUCAAUAAAAAAGAUAAAAAUAAGGUCUUUAUCAGUACAUUCGAAUCUAUAUUAUUGGAUAUUAAAAAAAUUCGGACCUAAUUCCGAAGCUACCCAAAAAUGUUUCGAGGAUAUUAUGGAAUCAAGAAUAUGGAUAGAUUUAAAAUCACAAGAAAUUCUUGAAAGAGAAAUUCCUGAUCAUCUUACUAGAUGUGCUUUUAAUGCUAUUUGUUCAAUUUACCUCGAAUUUUGUAAUGAAAGAAUUCCAUUUAAAGCAAAUUAUUUACAAUAUUUAACAUUGGUAAACAAUGAGGAGAUAAUAAGGCCUUUAUUUGAAAUUAGUUUGCCAAACUUAUUUGGUCUAGAAUUAAAAUGCAAUUCAUAUAAAAUAGAUUAUGAAUAUAACAGACCAGAAAUUGACAAUAAUGAAAAUAAUAAGAGAAAGUAUACCGACAUGAAUGAACAACCAGAACAUCCAGAUAGAAGUGGAUGGAUUAGAUUAUUAGAAGAUUUGCAAACUCUUGUAAAUAAUAAUACAGACAUUACCGAAACUUUUAGAAACAAUUUUGAAAAAUUCUUGGAAAGAAUUACUUCUUCGCAGAAUCAAGAGAUUAAUGAAGAAGUUUGUCCCAAAAGGUUAAAACAAUAAAGUUUGAUUAUGAAAAAUCCGGCACCAAAUAUGCUAAUAGCGUCGAGGAACGUGUUGAUGUAAGAAUGUAUAUAGUUAAAUACGUAUGUAUGUAUUAUACCGGACCAAAACCAAACUUCACGUUUUGUAUGUAUGUCCGCUAUUAAGUUGGAGUCCAUGCAGUUAGCGCCGAGAAAAAGGGAUGAUCAUUAAAAAAAAAAAAAAAAAUGCAAGUGAUUCCGAGUAAGCAAGCCCGCCACAGAACAAAUUAGUUUAUAUUUAAAUGUAUUAUAAAAAUUAAAUUAUUAAUGUUAAAUUAUAAAAUUAUUUAAAUAAAUAUUUAAAAAUUUUUACAUUAUUUUAUUUUGUAAACCUUAAAAAUGACUGAUAUUAAAAAAGCC